AUCAUCCACUCACCCUCUUACUGUUUUUAUCUUUGGUUGGCUUGGGAGUUGUUAGUCGGCUGUGGUAGUUUUGGUUAGUUUCCUUUCCCUCUCAAAAGGAGCUCAGAAAAAGCGUGAAAAGAUGUUGUAUGAUGGUGAUUGGUCCGGUGGGGCCCACCUCUUCCGAAAUGGAUUUACUUUGUCAUUUAUUAACGGAGCCGUUACACACCGUGACGGUACCGGUGCGGACAUGUCACGGUACCUACGCACCGUUACUGAUUUAAGUAGAGUUUCUUCAUUUUCUUCGACGAUCCAUCCCUUGAAGCUAACGUCGUCUACCUCCCGUUCCGUCUCCAUUGUUCGGAAACCCUAAACCCUAAUUUUUCGCUACCCUAAAAAAUCUCCCUUUUCUCUUCAUCUAUGGCCUCCUGCGACGACGACGACGACGACUUCACACUUCUCGGAGACGAUAACCAGACACCCCCUCCUCACCAUCACCCUCACCUCCACCACCACCACCACCACCACCACCAUCAGAACCCCCUCAACCCUCACCCCCACCCCCACCAAUCUUUCACUCCUCAUCGCUUCGUUGCUACUGCCGCCGCCGCCGCCGCCGCCGCCAAGCCCACUCCGAUCCACCCUCUCCCUCAAGCACAACUACAACAACAUCCUCCCUCUUACCCUCUCAACAAUCUUGGCCCCACCUCCGCCGCCGCUGCAGGCGGCGGAAGCCCCAAGAAGCUUGCCGGUGAUGAAGACGAUGCCGACGCUUACAGCGAGGCCGCUUUCUGCGAACCCAAGUGCCCUCCCCCGUUUCAUGAUGUUAACCCUAAUUGCUUUGCUCCUGAAGACGACGCCAACCCCUUCGCUGCCACCGAGGACGAAACUGACCCUAACAAAUCCAGGCCUGGUAAUGUUCGCAUCGAGAAGCGAAAGGACCGCGAUGAGCUCAGCGAUGGUGGUACCCCUUACGGCUACAAGAAAUCCAAAGCUGGUGGCGGUUCCGUCACCGUUAUCUCUGGUGGAGGCGAUUACAGGAAGGAUCGAGAGGAGUGGAGUGAUACCGCUAUUGGUUGCCUUCUUGAUGCGUAUACGGAUAAGUUUAUCCAGCUGAAUCGGGGGAAUCUGAGAGGGAGGGACUGGGAGGAGGUUUCGUCGAUUGUGAGUGAUAGGUGUGAUAAGCAAAAGUCUCAUAAGAGUGUGGAGCAGUGUAAGAAUAAGGUGGAUAAUUUGAAGAAGAGGUAUAAGGUUGAGCGGAAUCGGGUGACUAGUGGCGGUGGCACUGUGACGGCUAGUCACUGGCCUUGGUUUAAGAAGAUGGAGCAGAUUGUUGGGAAUUCUGCCUCGUCUAGAGCUAUGUCCGAUGAAGACAAAUCUAUGGGGGCCUCUUCUAGUAUGCUUAGGCAGAACAAAAGAUAUGGAAUUUCAACACCUAGCCCAGGUAGCUUGCCGAAUAACAUGAAGUCUAAAUCAUUGGCAAAUCCUAGAUGGCGGCGAGUGGUCUUUAAAAUUAGUGGUGCUGCAUUAGCUGGGACUGGUCCUCAGAAUAUUGACCCAAAGGUGACUGUGCUGAUUGCUAGAGAGGUUGCAAUGGCUUCCCGCUUUGGUGUGGAGGUUGCUGUUGUUGUUGGGGGUCGUAAUUUCUUUUGCGGGGACACGUGGGUAGCUGCAACUGGUCUUGAGAGAUCUACAGCAUACCAGAUUGGGAUGAUGGCUACUGUAAUGAACUCAAUAUUGCUUCAGUCAGCAUUGGAGAAGAUGGGUGUUCAGACUCGAGUACAAACUGCAUUUCAGAUUCCAGAGGUUGCUGAGCCAUACAGUAGGAAACGGGCUGUUCGGCAUCUUGAAAAAGGGAGAGUUGUUAUAUUUGGUGGUAUUGGGGCUGGCAUGGGAAAUCCUCUUUUCACUACAGAUACAGCAGCAGCUUUAAGAGCUUCAGAGAUAAAUGCUGAAGCAUUACUGAAAGGUACCAUUGUUGAGGAUGUCUAUGACUCCAGAAACAACACCAAUAACAUGACUUUUGAGCACCUUUCAUUCCAAGAGUUCGUUUCCAAAGGUGUUUCCUCUAUGGACAUGAUGGCAGUAACAUUCUGUGAAGAGAAUGGAAUCCCUGUCAUGGUCUUUGAUCUAAACGAGCCCGGGAACAUUUCUAGAGCAUUAUGUGGAGACCAAGUUGGUACCUUGAUUGAUCAAGCUGGAAGGAUCAGCUGAUGCAUUUGAACAUCUUGUCCUUGGUUCUGCAUGCUGUUGAAAAGCAGAAGUUCAAAAAAUAUGAUGGUCAUCAGUUAUUGCCUGGAAACAAUGUACCAUGUGCACCCAAACUAACCAGUCGUUUGGGUUAAUCAUCUCCAUCCAUUUGAGGCCUAAAUGGGUUUCAGCAAGCCUUUGUUUUUAAUUUCAAGCUGCUGCAUGUGAAUACAGAAGGUCGUGGAUUGGAGGUUUGUUCAUUGCCUUUGGCUAAGUUUAGUGGCAAAGUAUGUUAAACUGCCUCGACUAAUUGUCAUCUCUUCAAGUCUGCAGGGGUGACUAUUCUUGUUGAUACAGGUUUAGAGGGCAUGAUUGCCCUGUAUGGUUCUCCCUCUAUUUAUUCUCUGUAAAUGGUUUUGACACCCCAUAUCAUAAAGUUAAAUUGUUCUUGAUU
Molecule: messenger RNA, 2623 nt
Organism: Macadamia integrifolia
Lineage: Eukaryota; Viridiplantae; Streptophyta; Magnoliopsida; Proteales; Proteaceae
Exons: 7
Coding region: 400-2193 (597 amino acids)
Biological process (GO): UDP biosynthetic process
Cellular component (GO): cytoplasm
Molecular function (GO): UMP kinase activity
Source: RefSeq, a predicted model, not a curated record